Molecule: messenger RNA, 1184 nt
Organism: Ahaetulla prasina
Lineage: Eukaryota; Metazoa; Chordata; Lepidosauria; Squamata; Colubridae
Gene: CEBPA
Product: CCAAT enhancer binding protein alpha
Exons: 1
Coding region: 100-1050 (316 amino acids)
Biological process (GO): myeloid cell differentiation; regulation of transcription by RNA polymerase II; DNA-templated transcription
Molecular function (GO): DNA-binding transcription factor activity, RNA polymerase II-specific; RNA polymerase II cis-regulatory region sequence-specific DNA binding
Source: RefSeq, a predicted model, not a curated record
GCCCGCCCCGACCUCGGGAGCCGCCGCCGCCGCCGCCGCCGCCGCCACCGGACCCCCGCCGGCCUCCGACCAUGCGCCGCGGUCCGCUUUAGCUACUCGAUGGAGCCGGGCAACUUCUACGAGGCGGACGCGCGCCCUCCGAUGCCCAGCGCCUUCCACUCGCACCCGCAGCAGCAGCAGCGCCCGCCGGUCCCCGCCGCCGCGCACCUGCCCGCCGCCGCGCUCGGCUUCGGCCCGCCGGCCGGUCCUUUCGGCUACCUGGCGGCGUCGGAGCUGCCGGAGAUCUGCGAGCACGAGAACUCCAUCGACCUGAGCGCCUACAUCGACCCGGGCGCCUUCAACGACGAGUUCCUGGCCGACCUCUUCCAGCACAGCAAGCAGCAGGAGCGCGCCGCCAAGGCCGGGCUGGAGGGCGGCGGGGCCGGCAUGCCGGGCGCCGGGUUCCCGCCGGGCGGGGCGGCGCUCUACUGCUACGCCGACAAGCUGGAGGGCAGCGCCUACGAGCGCCUGGGCCAAGGCCCCCCGCCGCUGCCCGGCCUGCGCCCGCUGCUCAUCAAGCAGGAGCCGCACGAAGAGGAGGAGGCGGCCGCGCUGGCCGCGCUCUAUCCGCCGCCGCCCGCCGGCCCGCCCUGCAGCCACCUCCAGUACCAGGCGGCGCACUGCGCCCAGACCACGGUGCACUUGCAGCCCGGCGGGCAGCCCACCCCGCCGCCCACGCCCGCGCCCAGCCCGCACGGCCCCCACCCGCCCCACCGCCUCCACGCCGCCGCCAACGCCGCCCCGUCGGCCAAAGCCAAGAAGGCGCUGGACAAGGGCAGCAGCGAGUACCGGGUGCGGCGGGAGCGCAACAACAUCGCGGUGCGCAAGAGCCGCGACAAAGCCAAGCAGCGCAACGCCGAGACGCAGCAGAAGGUGCUGGAGCUGAGCAACGACAACGAGCGGCUCCGCAAGCGCGUCGAGCAGCUCAGCCGCGAGCUGGAGACCCUCCGCGGCAUCUUCCGCCAGCUGCCCGAGAGCUCGCUGGUCAAGGCCAUGGGCAGCUGCUCCUGAGCGGACGGGACAGGCGUCGCCGGCCGGAGGAGCCCGCUUCCCGCGAACCCCGCGCGGGCCAAGCCGUCGGGAGCGGCCGCUGCUCUUCGGGGAGCCCGCCUGGUUGCCUUGCCGAACUCUGCCUCCUCCUCCUC